Phlebotomus argentipes is the source of this 1063-nucleotide messenger RNA. It is a transcript of the gene pinta, whose product is annotated as retinol-binding protein pinta. The record is from RefSeq and is a predicted model, not a curated record. The coding region runs from base 134 to 964 and encodes 276 amino acids. NCBI's taxonomy places the organism in Eukaryota, Metazoa, Arthropoda, Insecta, Diptera, Psychodidae. Gene Ontology annotation, cellular component: membrane. The transcript is spliced from 2 exons. Gene Ontology annotation, molecular function: phosphatidylinositol bisphosphate binding.
CUAUUUACACUCUUCUUACGCGCGACUGACCCGCGAUGGAGGGGAGACCUUAUCGGGCUCCCCAGUCGCUCGGCCUGAACGCAACACUGACUUCGUCAGUCUCUUGAGAUCACGAAGUCAGUAACAGUGCAAAAUGGAUUAUACUUGCUCUUUGUCAUCUGAGUGUUACAAUUUUGCAGAGGCAAACCUAAAUGAGACACCGAAUGAACGUGCUGAUGCUCUGGCUAAAUUGUGCACGUGGAUAGACGAGAACGCAGAACUCAAUGUUGAAAGAGACACGGUGCAUUUGCUGUAUUUCCUACGUGGGGCGAAGUUUAAUAUCGAGAAAGCGAAAGACAAAAUAAAGAGAUUUUAUCGCAUGAGAGCAGAGAGAUCUGAGUGGUUUUCCAACCGGAACCCUUUCCACCCUGAAUUGGAUGAACUCCUGAAAAUCGGCGUGUGCUUUCCCCUAAGAGAACGCGAUGAGCACAACCGCCUUGUUGUAGUGAUUCGAACGGGAGCUCACAAUCCUCGAAAGCAGACCCAAAACGAUGUUCUGAAAAUCUGCAAAAUGCUCAUUGACUUGGCGAUACGUGCAGAUGAGAGCAUCUCGAUCUAUGGAGUGUCUGCGGUAUUAGACAUGACCGGAGUUACGCUAAGUCAUGCUCUGCAGCUCACACCAACGAUCAUAAAACGAACCGUCGAGUGCUGGGAAACAUAUCCCUGCCGUGCUCGUCGCAUGGAAUUCGUCAAUGCUCCAGCUCACGUGCAUGUGAUCCUGAACAUCUUCCGCAGUUUCAUGAGUUCCAAGCUCAAGGAUCGCGUCUACGUCACCAAGGGAUUGCCCAAGAAUAACGAGAACCUUCCGGCCAAUUUGGGCGGACAUGGGCCCAGUUAUCAAGAACUGGCCGUUUAUUGGCGAAAGAAAGCUCAAGAUAGUGCAGACUGGUUCGCUCGAAAUGAGCAAUACAAGAUGACAAUAUAGAGCUCGUGGCAAUUUAUCCGUGUGUUAUCAAUUCUCUCGAGCUCGCAUAUUUCUCACCACGUGCUCGUGCAGCAGAGUCCUCUGGUUGAUCGCCCAAAC